CGUUGCUUGGAGUUCCUAUCUGAUCCUUCAGCCCUGAGAUAUUCCAGAAAAAUUCCAAGGUAGUUUGGUACUUUAAAAAAAAAAGGGGGGGUGGGAGAAUUAAUGAAAGAGAAGACGAUGAAAAUCUACAUUUUUUCCAUCACGCUUGCUCUGGUUUCGGGUCUAAGGAACACCACAACUAGGCCGGAGGAAAUAACAGCGGGCGAUAAGACGACAGCCGAACCUGAGUAUGAAGUCUAUCAACCCCAAGACGUUUCCCGUGACUGCGAACGUAACCCUUGUAGAAAUGGGGGCGUGUGUUUCAGGGAAUGUGACCAAUGUUCUCAGCGCUGCGUCUGUCCUGCAGAAUUCACGGGGACACAGUGCGAAGUUGAGGAGAACUUUCUUCUCGGACAGAACCAUCUGCCUCUGCAACCACCUUUUCAGAGGGAGGCACUGCAACGUGGCUCCAAGUCAAAACUGCUAUCGGGGUAACGCGACCGAUUACCUGGGCCUGGCCAAGAAGACCAUUUCUGGAGAUGAUUGUCUCCCAUGGACCUCCCACCUCUUCUCCUACGAGGACUCUCAAACAAGUACGGUGCAGCUGGGAUUGGGCUCACAUUCCUACUGCCGAAGUCCAGAUGGGGACGAGCAGCCGUGGUGCUAUUUCAUUAAGGACGGCAGGCUGUCUUGGGGAUACUGCAACGUGUCAUCAUGCC
Molecule: messenger RNA, 698 nt
Organism: Thamnophis sirtalis
Lineage: Eukaryota; Metazoa; Chordata; Lepidosauria; Squamata; Natricidae
Source: RefSeq, a predicted model, not a curated record